AUGUUUGUCACCACGUUGGUGUGGGCAGCCGCCCUCUGCCUUGUCCUCCUGAUCGUACUUCUCUUCCGCAAGUGGCGGGCCAGACAGAUCCAGGGAUGGGUACAAGAACAGCGCAGAGUCGCAAGCUUCCAGUAUGCUGAAAGCCUCGGAAUCGACGAACGACUGCAUCUACGAGCAGUAGAGAACCGCCGGCUCAAGGCCGCGUUUGGAAUCGACAACUCGCUCACCACCCCAUUGCGGUCGACGCACAGGCAGUUCCUCCAUGCGUCGAACGCAGUGCUGAACGGGAAGUACCGCAGCUGGGAAAAGCUGUACCGCAUCGCCGAGACCUUUUUGGAUAUGGAAGUCAGCACUCAAGACAGCCUGCCUCUUGCCGAGACCGUCCGCUGCAUGGUCCUCGCAGUCGUGCUCUUCGACUCCUUCGACGUCGACCCCAUAAGCGUCCCGCGCUCCACCCUCGUCACCAUUACAAAUGAGAUCAACAAGCAGUGGAUGUUGUCAAAGUGUCACCCCGACGACCUCGCUCCGUCUGCACUGCUCAACUCAACCAUUGCCUCGCUGAACAUCCGACGGCAGCUCAUUUUAAGCUACAGCCCACAUUUCACCUCAAGGCCCGAGUCGGUGCUCAGCCUGCUGAUGCCGCAGUACGAGACUCUCUGGCGGGUCGUGCUCUUGACAUUCGCAACAGCCUUCCAUCACCAACCAGAUGCCUAUCCAGACGUAUUUCAGCGAACAGCCGACGUUCCGUCUUGUCUAGGCGACCCAAGCCGCGAGAAAGAAGCCCUCAAACUCGCCAAGGAAGGCCUCCGCCUUUAUCCAUCAAAUAAACGCCUCUACCGCGCCUCCUUGACAUCCUCCAGCAACAACAACAACAACAACAAUAAUAAUAAUAACAGCAGCAGCAGCAGCAACUUCCCUCCCGUCCCAGUAGCAGCCGACAUAUCGGCCCUGCACCGCCACCCCUCGAUUUGGGGCGCCGACGCGCUCGCCUUUCGCCCGGGCCGAUUCGACGACGGCCAGAUGACGGAUCUCCAGCGCGAGGCGUACAUCCCCUUUUCGGUCAAGCCGCACAAGUGCCCUGCGGCGAGCAAUGCGUUUGGCGAGAGGAUGGUUGUGGUGCUGGUUUCGGCGCUGGGGCGGGUGCUGGGGCCCGACAAAGGAAGGGCGCGUUUCGAAGAGAGUGGGCGUGGUCACUGGCAGGGUGGUGUAUGGAGGCACUGGAUAUAA
Molecule: messenger RNA, 1227 nt
Organism: Parathielavia appendiculata
Lineage: Eukaryota; Fungi; Ascomycota; Sordariomycetes; Sordariales; Chaetomiaceae
Exons: 3
Coding region: 1-1227 (408 amino acids)
Molecular function (GO): iron ion binding; oxidoreductase activity, acting on paired donors, with incorporation or reduction of molecular oxygen; heme binding
Source: RefSeq, a predicted model, not a curated record